AUGGAACACACUCACGAUGCACAUAUAAAUGCUCUCACAGCCAAUGGCGAUGCAGGUUUAAGUGCUGGUGGUGGUGGUGAUGGUGGCAUUGUUGGUGUUGGUGACUGUGUUGGUGGUGGUGGUGGUGGUGGUGGUGGUGGGGAUGGUGGGGAUGGGCUGAUAGAAGGAGAUGGCGGUGAUGGUGAUGCUGCGGGUGGGGUUGCUGUUGGUGCUGCAGUUGGUGGUUGGGAUGGUGGACGUGGCAAUGGUGACGAUAUUGGUCCUGAUGGUGAUAGAGUUGCUGGUGAUGGUGCUAGUGUUGGUGCUGCUGCUGAUGGUGCUGCUGGUGGUGGUGAUGCUGCUGAUGGUGCUGCUGCUGGUGGCUGGAUCGGUGGGGCUUGUGGAGCUUUGAGGUUGGCAUAG
This is a messenger RNA of Closterium sp. Yama58-4, 402 nucleotides long. The record is from the annotation of a GenBank genome assembly. NCBI's taxonomy places the organism in Eukaryota, Viridiplantae, Streptophyta, Zygnematophyceae, Desmidiales, Closteriaceae.